GGCGGAGGAGCUCGGGGCCUUUUCCGAGACGUCGGCCGAGUUGGGCUCAGUCCGGGGCGAGCGCGCGCGCGGCCGGGUCUGCGCUCCUCGCAGGGCGGGCGGGAGGGAGGGCGCCGCGCCCCGGCGGCGACCCCGGCCCGGCCCCACCAUGGGCUUCGAGCUGGACCGCUUCGACGGCGACGUGGACCCGGACCUGAAGUGCGCGCUGUGCGGGAAGGUGCUGGAGGACCCGCUGACCACGCCGUGCGGCCACGUCUUCUGCGCAGGCUGCGUGCUGCCCUGGGUGGUGCAGGAGGGGAGCUGCCCCGCGCGCUGCCGCGGCCGCCUGUCGGCCAAGGAGCUCAACCACGUGCUGCCACUCAAGCGUCUCAUCCUCAAGCUGGAUAUCAAGUGCACGCACGCGGCGCGGGGCUGCGGCCGGGUGGUCCAGCUGCAGGCGCUGCCCGCGCACCUGGAGCGCUGCGACUUCGCGCCCGCGCGCUGCCGCCAUGCGGGGUGCGCCCAGGUGCUGCCGCGCCGAGACCUGGAGGCGCACAUGCGGGACGCGUGCGACGCGAGGCCCGUGGGCCGCUGCCAGGAGGGCUGCGGGUUGCCCCUGACGCGAGGGGAGCUGCGCGCGGGCGGCCACUGCUGUGCGCGGGCCCUGCGGGCGCACAACGGCGCGCUGCAGGCCCGGCUCGCCGCGCUGCACAAGGCGCUCAAGAAGGAGGCGCUGCGCGCGGGCAAGCGGGAGAAGUCGCUGGUGGCGCAGCUGGCCGCGGCGCAGCUGGAGCUGCAGAUGACCGCCCUGCGCUACCAGAAGAAGUUCACGGAGUACAGCGCGCGCCUGGACUCGCUCAGUCGCUGCGUGGCCGCGCCAGCUGGCGGCAAGGGCGAAGAGACCAAAAGCCUGACCCUGGUCCUGCACCGCGACGCCGGCUCCCUCGGCUUCAACAUCAUCGGCGGCCGGCCGUGUGCGGACCACCAGGAUGGCUCGUCCAGCGAAGGAAUCUUCGUGUCCAGGAUCGUGGACAGCGGGCCGGCGGCCAAGGACGGGGGCCUGCAGAUCCACGACCGCAUCGUGGAGGUCAACGGCAAAGACCUAUCCCGGGCGACGCAUGACCAGGCCGUGGAGGCGUUCAGGACGGCCAAGGAGCCCAUCGUGGUGCAGGUGCUGCGGCGGACGCCGCGGGCCAGGGCCUUCCCGGCGCCGUCCGAGGCGCAGCUGGUGGACGCGGGCACCCAGACCGACAUCACCUUCGAGCACAUCAUGGCCCUCGCCAAGCUGUCCCCGCCCAGCCCGCCCGCGCUGGGGCCCUACCUCCUGCCCGAGGAGCACCCCUCGGCCCACGAGUACUACGACCCCAGCGACUACCUGGGCGGCGCCCACCAGGACCUGGACAGGGAGGAGCUGGAGCUGGAGGAGGUGGACCUGUACCGAGCCAACAGCCAGGACAAGCUGGGCCUCACCGUGUGCUACCGCACGGACGACGAGGACGACCUUGGCAUCUAUAUAAGCGAGAUCGACCCCAACAGUAUCGCGGCCCAGGACGGGCGCAUCCGGGAAGGCGACCGCAUCAUCCAGAUUAACGGGCUAGAGGUACGGAACCGCGAAGAGGCCGUGGCCCUUCUAACCAGCGAGGAAAACAAGAACUUCUCCUUGCUCAUCGCACGGCCCGAGCUCCAGCUGGACGAGGGCUGGAUGGACGACGACCGGAACGACUUUCUGGACGACCUGCACAUGGACAUGCUGGAGGAGCAGCACCACCAGGCCAUGCAGUUCACGGCCAGCGCGCUGCAGCAGAAGAAGCAUGAGGAAGACGGGGGGACCACGGACACCGCCACCAUCCUGUCCACCCAGCACGAGAAGGACAGCGGCGUGGGCCGCACGGACGAGAGCACACGCAACGACGAGAGCUCGGAGCAGGAGAACAACGGCGACGAGGCGCCCGGGUCGGCCGCGCUGGCCGGGCAGAGGACACGCACGGGCAGCCAGGACACGCUGGGCAGCGGCGACCUGCCCUUCAGCGGAGAGUCCUUGCUCUGGGCCGACUGCGCCGACGAUGCAGAGUGUGAGAGCUUCCGCCAGCUGCUGGAGCUCAAGUGCCCGGGGCGCAGCGUCCCCGAGAGCACAGAUGGGGAGCUGGGGCUGCUGGACGCGGAGCUGCUGGAGCUGAGGUGCCCGGGGCGGGGCGCGGGCAGGGGCGCCCCCGAGAGCGUGGACAGGGAGCUGGAGCUGCUCAACGCCGAGCUGCGCAGCAUCGAGCUCGAAUGUCUGAGCGUCGUGCGCGCGCACCGGGCUCGGCAGCUGCGCGAGGCCUGGACGCUGCACCCCGGUGGCUUCCGCGGCUGCGACACGGAGGCGGAUGGACGCCGUCACGAGCUCUCCGACAUCACCGAGCUCCCCGAGAAGUCGGACAAGGACAGUUCAAGCGCCUACAACACCGGGGAGAGCUGCCGGAGCACCCCGCUCGCCCUGGACAUGUCCCCCGACAGCUCCCUGAGGAGAGGGGCCGAGGCGACCACAGGGGCCUGCGGGCCAUCGCCAGAGAGUCCACUCCGCAUCACGGAGGAGGCGGACCUGCGCGGGGCCCCGCAGAGCCCUGAGCGCAGCCCAGGGGAUGGCCCCAGCCCCGCACCCCCCACGCACGCGCACGCGCCCCACAAGCUGGCCCACAUCCCGGCGCACGCGCGGCGCUACCGCAGCUACAUGCAGCUGGUGCAGCAGAAGUCGGCUGUGGAGUACGCGCACAGCCAAGUGAGCCUGCUGGGGGUGUGCAAGGACCUGGGCCCCGCCGGCCCGCCCGAGCCCCGCACGGAGUGGAAGGUGAAGGUGCGCAGCGACGGCUCCCGCUACAUCACCAAGAGGCCAGUGCGCGACCGCCUGCUGCGGGAGCGCGCGCUGCGCAUCCGCGAGGAGCGCAGUGGGGUCACCACGGACGACGACGCGGCCAGCGACAUGAAGCUGGGCCGCUACUGGAGCCGCGAGGAGCGCAAGCAGCACGUGGCGCGCGCCAGGGAGCAGAGGCGGCGGCGCGCGCUCCUGCUGCAGAGCCGGCUGGACGGCCCCCGGGAGCAGCCCGCCGACGAGGACAGGAGGGAGGUGAGCAUCCUUGAGCUGAGCCACAAGAAGAUGAUGAAGAGGAGGAACAAGAAGAUUCUGGAUAACUGGAUGACGAUCCAGGAGCUCCUGACCCAUGGCACCAAGUCCCCAGAUGGCACCAGAGUGUACAAUUCCUUCCUCUCCGUGACGACUGUCUAAGCGUCAUGUAUAUAGACAGCGCUACCGUUGGGGUAGAGAACCCUGCCUCGUUCAAUGUGGCAAGUCUCUGUAAGAUAAGAUCAUGUGUAUAGUCCACCUCCGCACUUCCGGGGAGAGGGCUCUGUUUUAAGUGGAGAAAAGCCACCCGGAAACUAUCUUGGGAGGCAAUAUUGACCAACAGGGCCUUUCUCAAAUAGCAAGGGUACUUUUUUACUUGUGACCUUUUACAUAAAGUGCUUAAAUUUCAAAAAGGUCUUUUUGAGCAUACUUUUCACAGGAUAAUGUGUUUAAACUAUAUUCAUAUGGAAAAAGUUACACGUGCUUUUUUUUUCCUGCCGAAAAUACAACUACCAUUAUGUAUUUUUUAAUGGAAUCCUAUUUUAUAAUGUUACUUUCCUGAAUGUGUUUCCUAUGAGUGACCAUUAAUAUAUUAUUUAGGUCAGGGCUUCAGCUCAAAACCACCCAACCGGUUAAUGAUUGAAUACACAUAACCAAACCAGCCGUGUGUUUAAAUGUAUGUUUCAACUGUAAACAUGUUUCUGGUUAAAGUUCCCAGGCGAGCGUCGAGGUGUAAGCAGAAAGCUAAGUAUGGUGCAGCUUUACGGAAGCUUAGAGCAGGUUUGCAAAUACUGCAGCCGGUGGGGAGAAGGUACGCCCACAGGGGAGUCGAGGAUGGAGACGGUGUGUGGACUUUUUAAGUGCUCUCCUCGCAGACCUUUUUCUGUGUAGAUUUGAAAGGACAGACUCUUUUUACAGGCAAGUUCACAAAGUCAUGCUUACUCACAAACGUUAAGGAAAAUGAAGUUAAAAUAAAUUAUUUUCUAUUUGAUA
Eptesicus fuscus (big brown bat) is the source of this 4072-nucleotide messenger RNA. It is a transcript of the gene PDZRN3, whose product is annotated as PDZ domain containing ring finger 3. The coding region runs from base 149 to 3241 and encodes 1030 amino acids. Gene Ontology annotation, biological process: protein ubiquitination; neuromuscular junction development. The transcript is spliced from 10 exons. The record is from RefSeq and is a predicted model, not a curated record. Gene Ontology annotation, molecular function: ubiquitin protein ligase activity; zinc ion binding; protein binding. Gene Ontology annotation, cellular component: neuromuscular junction. Lineage: Eukaryota; Metazoa; Chordata; Mammalia; Chiroptera; Vespertilionidae.